This is a messenger RNA of Fraxinus pennsylvanica, 879 nucleotides long. The record is from the annotation of a GenBank genome assembly. Lineage: Eukaryota; Viridiplantae; Streptophyta; Magnoliopsida; Lamiales; Oleaceae.
AUGGCUGCCUCUUCCUCGAUUUCCUUCUUCUCUUCCUCAAUUUUCAUCUCCACACCAACCACUUCCUCAAGGCUCAACUGUUUUUCGAAAUCCCACAAUUCAAAAUUCCCAUUGAGAGCUUCAGUUCGUUCUGAAUUGGCCACUCUCCCUGUGCUUUCCUUUGAAGGAACCCAGGUAGGUACAGCCACUCUGGACCUCAAGUCCGCUCCUGCUGAAACUGCACGCGCCGUCGUUCACCGUGGACUCACCACUGACCUCACGAACCGUCGCCGUGGCACCGCUUCUACACUGACUCGCGCCGAGGUGAGAGGCGGUGGGAAAAAGCCUUACGGUCAGAAGAAAACCGGCCACGCUCGCCAGGGUUCGCGGAGAACCCCGUUGCGCCCCGGUGGUGGGGUUAUUUUCGGGCCCAAGCCUAAGGAUUGGUCUAUUAAGAUUAACAAGAAAGAGAAACAGCUUGCGAUUUCUACUGCCAUUUCUAGUGCUUUUGAGAACACGAUUGUGAUUGAGGAUUUUGAUGAGAAAUUCGAGAAGCCUAAAACCAAAGAGUUCAUUGCAAUGAUGAAGAGAUUGGGACUGGACCCAAAAGAGAAAUCUACGUUUUUGAUGACUGAGGUUUCGGAUAAUGUGAAGCUUUCGAGUCGGAAUAUUGGGACUUUGAAAAUGCUGACGCCCAGGACUCUGAAUCUGUUCGACAUUUUGGACGCAGAGAAGUUAGUUUUCACCAAAGGCGCAGUUGAGUUCUUGAAUGAGAGGUACGGGUUUGAUUAUGUGGAAGACGAGGAGGAUGAAUAUGAAGAGGAAGAAGCAGAAGCAGAAGAGGAAGUAAAUAGUGAUGAAGGAACAGAGGCAGAAGGGAAUUCUGAUUCAACAGAAUGA